Paracoccidioides brasiliensis Pb18 is the source of this 1578-nucleotide messenger RNA. Its product is annotated as acetyl-CoA hydrolase. Gene Ontology annotation, biological process: acetate metabolic process. Gene Ontology annotation, molecular function: acetyl-CoA hydrolase activity; acetate CoA-transferase activity. Bases 1 to 1578 code for a protein of 525 amino acids. The record is from RefSeq and is a predicted model, not a curated record. The transcript has 4 exons. Gene Ontology annotation, cellular component: mitochondrion.
AUGGCUGCUUCUGCGUUACUGAGAAGCCGUGUCAGACGGCCGUCCAUGCUGAAGAAGCUGGCCAAGCCAGAGGAUCUGAUUGAUCUCUUCCCUCAUGGUUCGUAUAUCGGCUGGUCUGGCUUUACCGGGGUAGGAUAUCCAAAGAAAGUACCGGCUGCCCUAGCGGAUUAUGUUGAGAACAAUAACCUUCAAGGAAAGUUGAAAUAUACACUUUUCGUUGGAGCGUCUUCUGGUGCGGAGACGGAGAAUCGAUGGGCUCGCCUCAAUAUGAUUGAAAGGCGAGCACCACAUCAAGUUGGCAAGGAGAUCUCGAAGGGGAUUAACAAAGGCAAUAUCAACUUCUUUGAUAAGCACUUGAGCAUGUUCCCUGCGGAUCUGGUGUAUGGAUUUUACACCAAGAACAAGCCCAGCAAUAAGUUAGAUGUCGUGGUUAUUGAGGCGUCGGCAAUCACAGAGGAAGGUGGAAUCAUUCCGGGAGCUUCCGUUGGAGCUUCUCCUGAGCUGGUUCAGAUGGCAGAAAAAAUCAUCAUCGAAGUCAACACCUCUGGUCCUUCGUUCGAAGGUCUGCACGACAUCACCAUGUGCGAUGUGCCACCAAAACGGAAGCCCUAUCUGGUCAUGGCACCGGAAGACCGCAUUGGUACCCCUUACAUCCCAAUUGAUCCAGAGAAGGUCGUCGCUAUUGUCGAAUCCGACUAUCCCGACCAGACACAGCCAAACGCCCCAGCGGACGAGAUAUCGCAAGCCAUUGCCAGACACGUCAUUGAGUUCCUCCAACACGAAGUCAAGAUGGGACGGCUGCCCUCGAGCCUUUUGCCCAUUCAGUCCGGUAUUGGAAACAUCGCCAAUGCCGUCAUCGGCGGCCUCAGCACUGGUGGCGCCGAAUUCCGGAACCUCCGUGUCUGGACCGAAGUGCUCCAGGACUCUUUCCUUGACCUUUUCGACAGCGGUCACUUGAACUUUGCUACUGCCACCUCCAUCAGAUUCUCCCCCGACGGCUUCAAGCGGUUCUACGAUAACUGGGAAACUUACUAUGACAAACUGCUCCUCCGAUCGCAACAGGUUUCCAACUCUCCUGAGCUCAUCCGCCGUCUCGGUGUUAUUGGCAUGAAUACCCCCGUCGAAGUGGAUAUUUAUGCCCACGCCAACAGCACCUGCGUGAUGGGAUCGCGGAUGUUGCACGGACUGGGGGGCUCCGCUGAUUUCCUGCGUAGCUCUAAAUAUAGCAUCAUGCACACGCCUUCUGCGCGUCCAAGCAAGACUGAUCCCACCGGUAUCAGCUGUAUCGUGCCUUUCUGUACGCACAUUGACCAGACAGAGCACGAUUUGGACGUCAUCGUGACUGAACAGGGUCUCGCCGAUGUUCGUGGCUUGUGUCCUCGUCAGCGUGCUCGCGAAAUCAUUGCCAAAUGCUCGCACCCUGACUACAGGCCAAUCCUACAAGAUUACUUCGAUCGCGCCGAGUUCGAGUGCCUGAAAAAGGGCAUGGGCCACGAGCCGCACCUCCUCUUCCAAGCUUUCAAGAUGCAUCAGAACCUGCAGGAGAAGGGCACGAUGAAGAUUAGCGGCUGGGAGUAG